AUGUGUCGGAUUUGGGAUGAAGACUCUCGAGACAGGGUGAGCUAUUAUAAGAGUAUAGGUCCAAUGAAGAACAAAAAGAAUGGACCCCAACAUCGAGGAAAACCGUACUCGACCCCUCUUAAGCAAUAUGGUAACCGCCCCAACAAUCAGAAGAUUGUUGCCAUGGGAUUUGCGGGUGGUAGUGGUAGCAAACCCAAUACCUUCCCUACUCAUAUCACUUGUUACAGAUGUAGUAAGCCAGGGCACAUCUCCUCAAAUUGCCCUGAUAAAGGCAUAACAUGUUUUAAUUGUAGACAAAAGGGGCAUUGUCAGAGAGAUUGUCCACAUCCCAAGAGGGAGCAAAAUGGUGGGGGCCUGAAUGACCAAAUUGGACAUCCAAAGGCCACUGGAAGAGUCUUUAUCCUUAACGGUGCUGAAGCUUUGAAAUCCAAAGAUCUAAUCCAAGGGAAACUUAAGCUUUCUGUGUCUUCUUUAAAUAAAGAUCUGGAGGUAGAGACCCCAACUAAUGGUUAUGUGUUAACUUCUAAGAUUGAUGUUAUUCUUGGUAUGGAGUGGUUAUCUUCAAACCAUGUCUUGUUAAACUGUUUUGAUAAAACUGUGGUGUUUGAUGGUCCUGGAGUGAGUAAGGAUAUGAUGUUUAUCUCUGCCAACCAAGUUGUAACAUCUUUGAAAGGAGAUGCUCAAGUGUACAUGAUCUUGUCUAACCUAGAAAUAAAGACAAAGGUUUCCAUGUGUGACCUCCCUAUUGUUAGGGAGUUUCCUGAAGUGUUCCAUGAGGAUAUAUUCGGUCUACCACCCGAGAGAGAGAUAGAGUUUUCCAUAGACCUGGUACCUGGUGCUGGACCUAUAUCCAUAGCCCCUUAUAGGAUGUCUCCUAUAGAGUUAGUCAAGCUUAAGAAAUAG
Molecule: messenger RNA, 903 nt
Organism: Glycine soja
Lineage: Eukaryota; Viridiplantae; Streptophyta; Magnoliopsida; Fabales; Fabaceae
Exons: 3
Coding region: 1-903 (300 amino acids)
Molecular function (GO): nucleic acid binding; zinc ion binding
Source: RefSeq, a predicted model, not a curated record